Messenger RNA from Menidia menidia (Atlantic silverside), 648 nucleotides. The record is from the annotation of a GenBank genome assembly. NCBI's taxonomy places the organism in Eukaryota, Metazoa, Chordata, Actinopteri, Atheriniformes, Atherinopsidae.
UUGAUCCCAUUUUUUAACCAAUCACUCGCUAUGGCAGCAAUCAGAAAAAAGCUGGUCAUAGUGGGAGAUGGAGCCUGCGGGAAGACCUGUCUGCUCAUUGUUUUCAGCAAGGACCAGUUUCCUGAAGUCUAUGUGCCCACCGUGUUUGAGAACUACGUAGCUGACAUUGAAGUAGACAGCAAACAGGUUGAGUUAGCGCUCUGGGACACAGCAGGUCAAGAGGACUAUGACAGGCUGCGUCCGCUCUCUUAUCCAGACACUGAUGUCAUUCUCAUGUGCUUCUCCAUCGACAGUCCCGACAGUCUUGAAAACAUCCCUGAGAAGUGGACCCCCGAGGUCAAACACUUCUGUCCUAAUGUUCCCAUCAUUCUGGUCGGGAAUAAAAAGGACCUGCGGAACGAUGAGCACACUCGGAGAGAGCUUGCCAAAAUGAAGCAGGAACCAGUGAAACCAGAGGACGGCCGGGACAUGGCUAACAGGAUCAGUGCCUUUGGAUACAUGGAGUGCUCUGCGAAAACAAAGGAUGGUGUGAGGGAAGUGUUCGAGAUGGCCACCAGGGCUGCACUACAGGCCAGGCGGGGGAAGAAGAGCAAUAAAUGCGUCCUACUGUAAACGGGGGCACGGGGACUGCUUCCUGCAGGGGGAAAG